AUGGCAUCCAACGAUGCGAUCGAUUUUGAUUUGAUCGAGGGCCAGAAGGAGAAUAUCCAAUCCUUGCCUGGCGGGCGUUCUGCCAAGAAGCUCGCACAGGUCUACUCUCCUACUCCCCUGGGCAAGCUUGCCACGCCUACACCAUCAGACACAAGGAGCGUAAACGACUGCAUUCGCGCAGAGUACGAAGCAGAAAUCCAAAACCUUGCCGAGUCUGACGAUCCCUUGGAUGUAUUCGACAGAUAUGUACGCUGGACGCUGGACGCAUAUCCUUCAGCCCAAGCCACACCACAAUCACAACUGCACACUCUUCUUGAGCGGGCAACUAAGGCAUUCAUCAGCUCUUCACAGUACAAGAACGACCCUCGAUAUUUGAAGAUGUGGAUGCACUACAUCCAAUUCUUCUCCGAUAGCCCAAGGGAGACAUAUCUGUUCCUUUCGCGACAUGCAAUCGGUGAACGUCUUGCUUUGUUUUACGAAGAGUACGCAGCCUGGCUUGAGGGAGCUGGACGAUGGUCACAAGCCGAAGAGGUCUACAAGUUGGGAAUCGAGCAAGAGGCACGCCCAGUCCAGCGGCUGCUCCGAAAGUUCAAAGAGUUCGAGGAACGGCGGGCACAGCAGCCAGAGGGCGCCGAUGAGCCCUCAUCACCUGCCUUUCCAACAGUUCGGCCUGCUCUGGCCAUGAAGGUUGACCCGUUUGGCGCAGCUGCGGCCUCCAGCCCGAGAGACCCCCAAGCACAACGGCAAUCCGGCUCAAGCCGCAGCACCAAGCCUCCCAAGGCAAAGCUUGCCAUUUUCUCCGAUGCGGAUGCAAAGCCGUCCGUGUUAUCGACGAAGGAGACGGGGUCCAAGGGAUGGGACACGAUCGGUUCAAUGGCGGAGAGGAAGAAGGAAAACACGAUAGAGCCCAAGCCAUGGGCGGGGGAGACUCUCAAAGCAGGCGGAAAGAAGCCUGCGGCGGAAAAAAUGUCUGUUUUCAGGGAUGCGUCACUUGCUCAAAUACAGAACAUUGUUGUUGUUCCAUCCAAGAAUCAAGUCACCGUACACCCUCAGACGGGGAAGAGAGAGAGGAUAUUUGCUAACCUUUCCGUGCUCUAUCCUACCCCUGAGGAGCCUGGGACCGAGCUUUGCUUCGAAGAGGUCAUGGCGGCUCAUCGGGGUUGGCUCGAUUAUGACUGGGACCGUGUAGCUGAUGACAGGAACACCAUCCAACAACAACAGCCCGAACAGGUGAUUGAAGAAGUCACCAAGGCUGUAAGUGAAAAACUAGUUAUCCACCAUGACGUUCUCAUGGACGAGAAUGGACAAAGGGUAGAGCCACCUCGCCAAUCGAAGGCUGGCAGGAAGAAGAAGAUGAUGGAAGUGAAUGAAACACAGAUCAUCAAAGCAAAGCUGGACUCGCCUUCGGGUCCCAAGUUACGCAAGAAACAUACCUCUGAGCCCACAAUGACACUGCAUACAAGAGCAGCUACCGAUGACAUAUAUGACAUCUUUAAUGCACCCCUUAAACAGCCAUCUAUGGGUGAAGAUGAUGAGAGCGACAAUUAUGAUUCUGAUGACUAUACGACUGAUGCAGAAAGCACAACGAGACAACUAGAUAAUGAUGAUGUUGAAGAGGAAGAGGAGGAAGACGAGAACGAGGCGGGUGACGAGGAGGAGGAUGACCUGCGCAGUGUGAGCGAAUGGUCAGAUUUCAACACACACAAACACAGCCCACUCACCGAGGGCCAAGAGGAAGGUCACGACGAAGUCAGCGCAGCCCAAGCCACGGAGUUGAUAGAUCCAACCUUCCAACGCGACGGCAGCAUUGAUCAAGAGGAAUACGACGAACAAGAGGACGAAGAAAACAUGUCUGCGGUAGAACUCUCGCCUCCCCGGACACGGACAAGCUUUGUCCCCAUCCUGCCUGAGGAUUAUGACCCGCCGCCGACUCGGCCAUAUAGGGAUGCGGCCGAGAUAGCUAACAACCGUCUCCCGUUCAUGACUCCAAUCACUGAAAGGACCGAGGUAUCCCUUGAUAUUGAAGUUCAGCAGCGACGGGACCAGUUCAAGACCCCCUGCAAGCAAGAUGGCAUGGCAAUAUUCCGUGACGAUCCUGAGCAGGAUGGAGAGCCGUCUGAUUUGGAGGCUAUGAGCAGUCCUCUGCGAGAAAUUCUCAGCAACGAACGACCUGUGGCUAAGACACCACUUCAACCUGCAUCGGUCUUGGCAUUAACUACAGCGUCGUCGAAAAAGCCUCUUCGAGCUAAAGGCCCUAUAAUUAAAGACGCCCAAUGCAACCCGGUGGACGAAGAGGUUCGCAAGCAGAUUCUCUCACAAACACAGCCACCGCUUGACUCAUUUCGCGGGUUUUAUCACCACCGUGAAGAGAAAUUCGAGCGUGGCAGUGAUAUCCGCAAGUUUGCAAGGACAUUUCGCCGGACUAGUAGAGGCUCUUCAGGCGACAAGGCAGGCUCGCCACCCGCACCAGUCACUAUCGAAUUCCCUGAUAACUCUGCGUCAUACGUCUUGAAGCGUGAACUUGGUGCAGGCGCCUACGCCCCUGUCUAUCUCGUCGAGAACCAGGAUCCUGACGAGGAGGCCGAGACAGAUGAGAAUGCUGUUGUUGCCAUGGGGAGGGGAUCCUUCGCAGUCAAUCGCCGCAACGAACUUGAGGCGCUGAAGAUGGAAACUCCACCAUCAGCGUGGGAAUUUUAUAUGAUGCGAGUUGCCCACAACCGCUUAGGGCCACGACACCGAGCCUCAGCCUCGCUAUCGUACGCUCACGAAAUGCAUCUGUACCAAGACGAAGGCUACCUCUUCCUGCCCUAUCACCCGCAUGGCACGAUCCUCGACGUUGUCAAUUUAUUCCGUGCAGAAGCUUCUGGUGUUAUGGAUGAGCAGCUUGCCAUGUUUUUCACCAUCGAGCUAAUGCGAACAGUAGAGUCUCUACAUGCAAAGGGUGUUCUGCAUGGAGAUAUCAAACCGGACAACUGUCUUCUUCGCCUAGACACCGCAAUCAAUGGAUCCCAGGAGCAGCGUACCGCCCAGUCACUCAAUAGCCAGUGGAAGGCCGACGGUACCGGUGGUUGGGAUUCCCGCGGCAUCACACUUAUUGACUUUGGCCGCGCCAUCGACAUGCGCGCUUUCAGGCCCGAUGUCCAGUUCAUUGCUGAGUGGAAAACGACGGCUCAAGAUUGUGCCGAGAUGCGCGAGGGGCGGCCCUGGACCUGGCAGGUUGACUAUCACGGCCUCGCCGGAACUAUUCAUUGCCUCCUCUUCGGCAAGUACAUCGAAACGAUCCGCUGUGACGAAGGUGGACUUACCCGCGGAGGCCGCCGAUACCGCAUCCGCGAGAGCCUGAAGAGAUACUGGCAGACAGACCUUUGGAGUGAGUGUUUCGAGGUGCUGCUGAACCCGAGCUCCUUUGUCGACGCUGAGGAAGGGGGCCAAAUGCCUGUAUUAAAAUCCAUGCGGGGUCUUAGGGAGAAGAUGGAGACUUGGCUUGAGGAUAAUUCCGAGAAAGGAGUUGGGCUGAAGUCGCUAAUGGGAAGAUUAGAGGCGUUUGCUAAGACACGCAAGUGA
Molecule: messenger RNA, 3564 nt
Organism: Clonostachys rhizophaga
Lineage: Eukaryota; Fungi; Ascomycota; Sordariomycetes; Hypocreales; Bionectriaceae
Source: the annotation of a GenBank genome assembly